This is a messenger RNA of Aureobasidium musti, 1308 nucleotides long. The record is from the annotation of a GenBank genome assembly. NCBI's taxonomy places the organism in Eukaryota, Fungi, Ascomycota, Dothideomycetes, Dothideales, Saccotheciaceae.
AUGGAUGCAACAGGGGCAAGCUACACCAUCAUCGAAGAUCACAUCAUACCCGAAGGUGUACUCCUGGCUGUUUUGGCGCCGUUGUUCUUGAUCCUCAACUUUCCACCGUUGAUAUGGCAUCUCCGCAACCGCAAUGCAGCAGCUGUGUUUAUGGUCUUUUGGAUCAUGCUGAUGAAUUUUAUCAGCGUCAUCAAUGUCAUCAUCUGGCCAUACAUCGACAUGCGUGACAUGUAUGAUGGUCAAGGUCUCUGCGAUGUCGAGGUCAAGCUGUUGGGUGGUCGUAUCACUGGACUUGAUGCUGCAGCUUUGUGUCUGUUGCGAGCUCUUGCUUCCGUAUUGGAUACCGACAAAGCUUUGCUGGGCCCUUCCAAGGCACAGAAGAGAAGGAAUACGGCUGUUGAGCUGGCUUGGUGUGUCGGUCUGCCACUUCUGACUAUGAUUCUCCAGUACAUUGUACAGCCGAAUCGCUUUGCACUGAUUGGAGUGUCUGGCUGUCAGUUGAUGAGCUACAACAGCCAGAUCAGUUUCGUUCUCAUCUGGCUAGCGCCCAUGAUAACUAAUGCUGUGGCUGUAUACUACGCAACCAUCGUCAUCAUCCGUCUCCACAAAUACCGCUCCUCCUUCGACAGCAUCCUCGCCAGCAGCAACACAACACGCAGCCGCUUCUUUCGCCUCUUCGCCGUCUCUUCAAUCCUCAUCCUCGGCAUCACUCCCGUGCAAAUCUACAUCAUCGUCACCCAAUACCCACACCAAACCCUUCCUUUCAAUUUUUCCACCGUCCACAACCCCACGACGUGGAAUUCGUCAAUUGUGAUGCCUUCUUCUGUUCUUUAUGAUCGUUGGCUAAACCUCGCGUGUGGCUUUUUGGUGUUUUUGUUUUUUGGGUUGGGGGAAGAUGCCAAGAAUAUGUAUAGAGAGUGGUUGCUUAAAGUAGGGUUGGGAAGGGUGUUUCCAGUUUUGGAGGCAAAGAGUGGAGAGGGGUCGAGGAGGGGAGAGGCAUCCACUGAUAACAGCAGAGUGCCUUUGAGAAAGAAUGGUUCGUGGAUCAAGACGGAAAGUUCUCAAGCUACGUGCUCUAGAGUCUCGACAUCGCCUAUUGUCUCUCGCUUCAACGAUGCAGUUCCUCCUUCCUCGCCUAAACGUCCUCUGACAGCGUUUCUUCGCCGCUUCGACCCUAGACGCCGACUCGAGCACCCAGGCGCAAACUACCAAUUACCAGUCUUCUCGCACCGGCGCCAGAUCAGUGAUGGAGAUGAUCGGGGAGUGUUGGUCAGCAAGGAAAUCAAAAGGGAGAGUACCGUUGCAUGA